This is a messenger RNA of Moneuplotes crassus, 717 nucleotides long. The record is from the annotation of a GenBank genome assembly. NCBI's taxonomy places the organism in Eukaryota, Ciliophora, Spirotrichea, Euplotida, Euplotidae.
AAUGAAUAAGAGGGUAAAGCUGGCGCUGGUUGUUCUUUUUCUUCUUUUAGUCACUGAAACUGUGGCUAGAAGGAGCUCAAGUAGAAGUAGUUACAGCAGAAGAUCAAGGACUUCUUAUAGAUCUGGAAGUAGAUCUAGUGGUCAGUGUAAAGGAAGCACAAUGAGAUGUGUUGUUAUUCCUCUUUGCUGAAUCGCAGGCUUCAUUUUUAUAAUUUUAGUAGUAAUGGGAAUCUUUGCAAUGAUAAAAUAUUGCAAGGAGCGUCAUCAAGAGAGAAACUAUGAAAAUUCACAAAAGCAUUUCCAAAAAAUAAAGGAUCUUGAGAAACAACAAAAGGAAGAAGCUUCGAAGUUACAAAAGCUACAACAAGAGCAAGAAAAGAAAAUGAAAGAUCAACUUUAUAUGAACCAAGUAGAUUAUUCUUCCGAUCUUGAGCCUAAUAACCAAUUUGUGGUGCCAGGAGUUGCAGUUCAGCCUUCUUACAACAUUGUGAAUCCUUAUUACAGAAGCCAUGACCCUGAACCUGUUCCCUUAAUAUAUUACCCUGCUGCUUACGGUCUUACUUAUGAUAACAACGAAGCUACAGGUCCUCAUAAAAUGAUGCCAGAAUCUUCCAACUCAAUGGCAGGAGCAAAGGGGUCAGGGGGAGAUGAAUUAUAUUUGAAUCAGAUCAGAUUGGAUAAUAAAGCGGAUAAGACUCAUGAACAGCUGAUGUAGAA